Molecule: messenger RNA, 1923 nt
Organism: Aspergillus mulundensis
Lineage: Eukaryota; Fungi; Ascomycota; Eurotiomycetes; Eurotiales; Aspergillaceae
Exons: 2
Coding region: 1-1923 (640 amino acids)
Source: RefSeq, a predicted model, not a curated record
AUGGACCAGCGACUCCCGUAUGAGCUCUGGAGACAAAUAUGCCUCCUGCUUUCACGACAAGAUCUGUCUGUUUUUAUGGCUAUCAACAAUGCUUGCUAUCGAAUAUCCGCGCCUCUCUACUACGAAUCGCUCACCAUCAAAUUCUGGAACACCCAGUCCCUCCAGGCUGUGGUGUCAGAGAUAGCCGAGACUGGCCUUGGGCGCCGAUUCAUGAGUCACGCUAAGAAGCUCCGACUGAUAUGUCUUCCGCAGCCCGCCCAAGACGCUCCCGACGAGGACUGGAGAUCACAGCACUGGGCCACGGAAUUCAUUUAUUCGCCGCCGCCUGCGUCGAUGCCAAUGAACACCUUUCUCGAGCCUCAUAUCCUUGGGUCUAGCUCGGUCCCUGAACUGAAAAUCAUCAGUGCUCGCUAUGCCGUAUUCAAGGACAGAAACUGGGAUCCGGUGACUUCCUUAAUCGCCCGCCUCGCUCACCUGGAAGGCCUAGACUUCGUCAUGCAGAAUGACUUCCCAGGCUCUCUGCAACAGGCGAUCGAUCAAUAUCAUCCCGCCUGUCGGAUCAAUAUUUGGUGGCGGCAAGGCGUGGGAUACAGUGCGCCUACCCUGAGGCAGAGGCUGGCCACAAACCAAGUACGCCUCCGUGAAGAGCAUGAAUUUGAUUUCGAUGUCCUGCGACUUCAAGGUCUUUCCAAUUUAGCCAUCUCUACAAUAAGCCAAUGGGGAUCGCCUGAAUCGGACUUCGAUGACCUUGACGAGAUGUUCCCUUUUGUCUUUAUGGCGCCCAACCUCAAGCAUCUUGUCAUCCAGCAAAAUACCGACGCGGAUACGCGGACGCCUAUCGCCAUGCUGAAGGAAGAAUGGCGGAAUCUGGCCACCACGUAUCGCCCGACCCAAAUCGCUUGUCUCGAGUCGAUUACACUAUCAACGAAACACGAGCGUCUACUGCUGCGACUCACGAGCGCGUUCGAUCUUUCGCUUCUAAAAUCGCUCGACAUCGACGAAUACGCCGAUGCUGCUGUUUUGGCACAAUUAGCGCCUGCAUUCCCGAGACUUGAACGUCUCCUCAUCCAGGCGAAUCCCAUCGCGCGGCCUGAUCCAGAUGUGUACGCUGACAUCCCCGAAGUUCUAACCGCGAUCAAAGCCUUUGUGCCGUUAAAACACCUCUGCCUGCGCGGUCUGCGCAGCGUUACUAGUCUUAUGUAUAUACUUGAGAGCCACGGACCCUCAUUACGCGGCCUCAUACUUCAGCCAACUCUUCGAGCACGUCCUCGGAGCGGCAGGGAUACAGGGUACAAAUACCCAGAGGUCACUGCCUCCGAUAUUACGCCACUAGCAAAGAAUUGCCCAAAUCUAGAAGAAUUGCGGCUACAGCUCAAGCGCUCGCGGGGAUCCCGCGAGGAAUGCGAGGCCUACAAAGCUCUCGGUGGCUUUCGCGCUCUCCACAGCCUGGUCCUGGAUCUCCAUUAUGAUCCGCGGCGACGGCCCGUCCUGCAAGCUCCAUCGAGCCGGGAGACCGAUCUGGAUAUCCUCCGAGAAACAUUUGCCAACGCAGCGAUGGAUGAGACGCUCGCAGGCGCGAUCUGGAAUCUGAUAUCAACCAGUCAAGCCUCACGCCGCCUGCGCAACCUGCGUCUGGUUCCCUUUGGCGCUCAUCCCUUCCCGUACCCGGAGACUCAUCUUCUUGCCGGGUUUGCUCGAUCGCUCUUGCUCUGUGUGUCUAGUGAGCGUGGCCCGCUGAGCAUAGAGGAAGUUGGAAAGGAGGCCAGGGACGCAUGGCGGGAAGAACAAAAGGCUAAUCGUGACGAGGACUUUCAGCUCCCCGAACGACUGGACCGGCUCUGUCGUGAGCUCUGGCCUGCUGGGUCGAAGGAUGACUGGGUAACUGGGUGGAACAGUUUUCCUCUGGAGGUAGAGGACGCAUGA